UCACCUCAUACCGCUACUAAGUCCUCGCUGAAGCCAGGCUGAAACCAGGGAAUACUAGCGAAGGCAUACCAGGAGGGUUGGAGCGUAAAAUAUUAUGAUCUGUUUUUAAUAACAUAUUUUAAGACAUGGGUUGCAGAUUUGCGCCCGACACCCAAACGGCAAGCUGAGUGAGGGGGUUGCAAUCUGAUCGUCACUGUGGCACCCGUCAACUGUUGGUCACACGGUACUGGUAGUGGAAGAUUUAUUUGGGCAUUAUUUGGUUUCUGGUGCUGAACAUUUUUAUUAUGGUCUAUAAAACUCCAUAUUGCCUUGGAACUGUCGGGAUUGCUGGCUGCCUAGCUGGUCUCUUCCUCAUCCCGUUUGUUUUUAAUGUUGUUCUUACAAGUAUUGUUAACAAGAUGAUGGUAAUAUCCCCAUCAUCACCAAUAUACACAGCUUGGAAGAAUGCAGAUAUACCAAUAUUUGAAAAUUUUUAUUUUUUUGAAGUGCUUAAUCCGGAAGAAGCGUUAAAUGGUGAAAAACCACAACUGAAAGAAAGGGGUCCAUAUGUUUACAGUAUAAAGAUGCCAAAGGAAAAUGUCUCUUUCCAUGACAAUGAAACUGUUUCAUUCGAACAAAGAUUUACAUACAUUUUUGAAGAACAUUUAUCAGCUGGACCUGAAAAUGAAACUUUCAUGAUGAUAAACCUUCCAUUAUCUACUAUUGUAUCAAUGUUUGAAGACUUCCCAGAAUUCUUAAAAACUGGUAUGUCUGCCACUUUACGUGGUCUGGGGGAGGAAAUGUUUUUACCAAUGUCCCCCAAGAAGCUGCUGUGGGGAUAUGAAGAACCGUUUUUCAAGUUUGUUAAGUCAUUUACAGGGAACCUAUUCUUCGAUUCCGACAUAUUUGGGCUAUUUCUUGGGAGAAAUAAUACUGGUCUCGGUGUGUUUAAUGUCCAAACUGGUGAAACCAAUAGAACUGAAUUGAAUAAUAUCAAUACAUGGAAAUAUAUGAAAGAGUUGCCAUGGUGGUCAGGGUAUGGGAAUAUGAUCAAUGGAACAGAUGGUUUUAUGUAUCAUCCCUUUAUAUCAAAAGAUGAAAGACUCUACCUUUUCAAUCCUGAUCUAUGCAGAUCUGUAUCGUAUGUGUAUAAUCAUGAUACUUCCUAUCGAGGUGUUCCGUUGUGGUUGUUUUCUCUGGAUCAUUUUACUUACGCUAAUUCAUCAGUUUAUCCACCAAAUGCAGACUUCUGUUCCGAAAACUGCCCUCCUUCAGGCACGUUUCCCGUUUCAAAGUGUAGACAGAAUUCUCCUAUAUCCCUCUCAAACCCUCACUUCUUAGAUACAGACAAAGAACUGCAAGAUUCAGUGGGAGGCCUUACUCCUAAUGAGAAACUCCAUCUUCAUUACAUGAGUCUUGAAAGAAUAAUGGGAAUGCCGUUUGACCUUGCCAUAAGAAUUCAAUUGAACAUACAAACAAGAAGGGAGCCUUCAAUAUCGAUUGUGAGGGUUGAUGACACCACAUUACAUAAAUAUAAUGGAGGCAUAGCAUUGUCUCAGUUAUUUAGUACCAUUAUGAAGUACUGUAUUGUUGGAAUUGGUGCUCUUCUAGUUACUGUUGCGGUUAUUCUAUUUAUACGAUCAAAAAAGAAGGAUGGCGGGAAGAAGAUAUUGAUUUCAGAGACAGAGCCUUUGUUGAACUAAAUGAGCUGAACAACAACAGAUCCAGUACCACAGCAACAGCUGUCCCUAGCCACAGAGUUUUUUUUAUUUGUUUUCUGCAGUUGAGUACAUUAAGAUUUUUUGUAUUUUUAAGUUGUACUGAGACGAAAUAUUUUUCCUUUUGUGCCCAACACUGUGCUUCACCUUGUAACAUCCAAUCCUCAUUUCUAUUUAUUCAUUUUGUUAUUUUUUUUAACUGCAUUCCAAUCAGUUCAAAACCAAAGUAAGAGUAAAUAUGGCAGAUGAUUAGAAAUGAAAAGGAGUGGAGUUGAAUACCUUGGUGGUUAAGGAAUGUAGGAGCUCUGUUGUUUAUCAUUUUAAAUGUCUAGGUUGUAAUAGUGAUUAUAUUAGUAAGACAGAUAGAUGCUUAAUAACUAGACUUAAAGAACAUUCUUCACGAUCUGAUAGUAUUAAUAAUGAUCA
This is a messenger RNA of Anneissia japonica, 2123 nucleotides long. Its product is annotated as scavenger receptor class B member 1-like. Gene Ontology annotation, cellular component: membrane; cytoplasm. NCBI's taxonomy places the organism in Eukaryota, Metazoa, Echinodermata, Crinoidea, Comatulida, Comatulidae. The coding region runs from base 285 to 1682 and encodes 465 amino acids. The transcript is spliced from 13 exons. Gene Ontology annotation, molecular function: scavenger receptor activity. The record is from RefSeq and is a predicted model, not a curated record.